GACUCCAACGCUACAAGCAAGUGUCAAGUGCUCCGCUCCGAGAAUGGCUACAGACCUCUCUCGACUCACGGUUCUCUUAUCUGCUAACACUCCAACGCAACUCCACAGUGGCAGAAGAAGCUUCACAUUUUCUUCUGCACCACUUUCUGUUUCCAAACUCUAUAAUUCCACUUCAAGUUCGAGCUGUCGUCGAGCCCUGAGAGUCUCCUGCCAGACCACUGGAACAAAAUCGAAGGACGUAUUGGAUGCUGAAUCCACUGUCAAUGCUGGUCGGGAUCGUCUGUUGAAGGUUCCUGUUUCGAAUAUAAGGAAUUUCUGUAUUAUUGCUCAUAUUGAUCAUGGGAAGUCUACUUUAGCCGAUAAGUUGCUGCAGAUGACUGGUACGGUGCAGAAGAGGGAGAUGAAGGAGCAGUUUUUGGAUAAUAUGGAUCUGGAGAGAGAGCGUGGUAUCACUAUCAAACUACAGGCAGCUCGAAUGCGCUAUUUAUUCGAAAAUGAGCCAUAUUGCCUAAAUUUAAUUGAUACUCCAGGGCAUGUAGACUUCUCAUAUGAGGUUUCUCGUUCUCUCGCUGCUUGUGAGGGUGCUCUCCUUGUCGUAGAUGCCUCUCAGGGGGUGGAAGCUCAGACACUGGCAAAUGUUUAUCUGGCUCUAGAAAACAACCUUGAAAUCAUUCCUGUUUUGAACAAAAUAGAUCUCCCAGGUGCUGAACCAUAUCGUGUCUCACAAGAGAUUGAAGAGAUUGUUGGAUUGGAUUGUAGUGAGGCGAUUUACUGCUCAGCUAAGGAGGGUGUAGGUAUAACGGAAAUCCUUAAUGCCAUUGUUAAAAGGAUUCCCCCACCCAAGGAUACUGCUGAAAAGCCUUUAAGAGCUCUUAUAUUUGAUAGUUAUUAUGAUCCAUAUAGAGGUGUUAUUGUAUACUUUCGAGUAAUUGAUGGAGCUAUAAAGAAAGGUGACAGAAUAUAUUUUAUGGCUAGUGAGAAGGAUUACUUUGCUGAUGAAAUUGGAGUCUUAUCACCCAGUCAAAUGCAAGUUGAUAAAUUGUAUGCUGGUGAGGUGGGUUACCUUUCAGCUUCUAUAAGAUUAGUAGCAGAUGCGAGAGUGGGUGAUACUAUUACUCACUAUGGCAGGAAGGCAGAGAACUCACUACCUGGAUAUGAGGAAGCCACUCCAAUGGUUUUUUGUGGCUUGUUUCCUGUCGAUGCUGACCAGUUUCCUGAGUUGCGUGAUGCAUUAGAGAAGUUGCAACUUAAUGAUGCAGCACUACGGUUUGAGCCUGAGACUUCAAGUGCCAUGGGUUUUGGUUUCCGAUGUGGAUUCUUGGGCCUUCUCCAUAUGGAAAUUGUUCAGGAAAGGCUUGAGCGAGAGUACAACUUGACGCUGAUAACUACUGCUCCAAGUGUUGUUUACAGAGUGAAUUGUUCUAAUGGUGAUACUAUUGAGUGCUCAAAUCCAUCUUUACUUCCUGAAGCUGGAAAUAGGAAGUCAAUUGAGGAGCCAUUUGUUAAGAUUGAAAUGCUCACACCGAAAGAUUAUAUUGGUCCUCUUAUGGAGCUGGCCCAGGACCGAAGAGGUGAUUUUAAAGAAAUGAAAUAUAUCACUGAGAAUAGAGCGUCAAUCACCUAUGAAUUACCAUUGGCAGAGAUGGUUGGGGAUUUUUUUGAUCAACUGAAGUCCAGAAGCAAGGGUUAUGCAAGCAUGGAGUACUCUUUCAUUGGGUAUCGAGAACGUGAAUUGAUAAAGCUUGACAUUCAGAUUAAUGGUGACCGUGUGGAACCUCUGGCAACCAUUGUUCACAAGGAUAAGGCGUAUGCUGUAGGGAGGGCAUUGACUCAAAAACUGAAGGAGCUUAUACCACGGCAAAUGUUUAAAGUACCGAUUCAGGCAUGCAUAGGUUCCAAGGUGAUUGCAAGCGAACAGCUGUCAGCGAUUAGGAAGGAUGUUCUUGCGAAAUGCUACGGUGGUGACAUUUCGAGGAAAAAGAAAUUGCUUAAGAAACAGGCUGAGGGAAAGAAGAGGAUGAAAGCAAUCGGUAAAGUUGAUGUACCUCAAGAAGCAUUCAUGGCUGUAUUAAGACUGGAGAAAGAAGUUUUGUGAAUAUAUUGUCCACAUCCUGUGUCAAAGAACCAAAUUCAUAUGAUGGUAUAUAAAAAUUAAUUCUAUUGCUGGA
Molecule: messenger RNA, 2168 nt
Organism: Telopea speciosissima
Lineage: Eukaryota; Viridiplantae; Streptophyta; Magnoliopsida; Proteales; Proteaceae
Product: translation factor GUF1 homolog, chloroplastic
Exons: 22
Coding region: 44-2095 (683 amino acids)
Biological process (GO): positive regulation of translation
Molecular function (GO): ribosome binding; GTP binding; GTPase activity
Source: RefSeq, a predicted model, not a curated record